GGACGGACGGACGGACGGACGGACGGGUUCGGUGAGGUCCGCUCGUUUCUUUUUUUUUUUUUUUUUGAUUGCAGCUCCUUUUACUUGCCGCAACCGCAAACAGCACAGGAGGGAGUGGGGUGGGAUCCAGUGCAGCUCCAGCUCCAGCUCCAGCUCCAGCUCCAGCCAGCCGCGUUCCUUCCUCGUUUCCCCGCUCGCUCAGGUAGCCAGGUAGAGGUAGGUGUAGGUCUCACAGCACAGCACAGCACAGCACGGCACAGGUCCCCUGCCUCCUCUCCUCCUCUGACGGACAUCGGAGGAAGAAGAAGAAGAAGAGGGAGAGCGAGCAGGGGCGGGCGUGGUUCGGGAAGGAAUGGCUGGUCGGCGCGCGGAGGAGGAGUACGACUACCUGUUCAAGGUGGUGCUGAUCGGGGACUCGGGCGUCGGCAAGUCCAACCUCCUCUCCCGAUUCACCCGCAACGAGUUCUGCCUCGAGUCCAAGUCCACCAUCGGCGUCGAGUUCGCCACACGAACACUCCAUGUUGAGGGCAAGAUCAUCAAGGCGCAGAUUUGGGACACGGCAGGCCAGGAGCGGUACAGGGCAAUCACAAGCGCCUACUACCGCGGUGCGCUGGGCGCGGUCCUGGUCUAUGACGUGAGCAAGCCUACCACCUUCGAGAACAUCAGCCGGUGGCUCAAGGAGCUGCGUGACCACGCCGACUCCAACAUCAGAAUCAUGCUCGUUGGCAACAAGACUGACUUGAGGCACCUCCGAGCUGUCGCCACCGAUGAUGCGCAGAGCUUCGCCGAGGCAGAAGGUCUGUCCUACAUCGAGACGUCCGCGCUGGAGGCAACCAACGUGGAGGAGGCAUUCCAACUGAUCCUGGGUGACAUUUACCGGGCCAUCAGCAAGAAGCCUGUGGCAUCAGAUGAGUCUGGCCAGGGUGCUGCUGGAGGCGUCAAGGAAGGUAAGACCAUCAAUGUGGCGACUGGUGGCGAUGCCGCUGCUGAGAAGAAGCAAUGCUGCUCAGCUUAGAACCCAUGGUGAUCUCGUUCAGUGGCAUAUGUGUUGUUGUGAUGGUUGGUUUUUUUCUUUUCUUUCAGUCCAAAGUUUGUUGAUUCAUUUUGUCAGAUAGUACCUUCGUUGGACCUCAUGUUCACAUAUAUUCUCUAAAGCAAGCAGUUAUAUAUGAUUAUACCAUCACCAA
Molecule: messenger RNA, 1187 nt
Organism: Sorghum bicolor (sorghum)
Lineage: Eukaryota; Viridiplantae; Streptophyta; Magnoliopsida; Poales; Poaceae
Product: ras-related protein RABA2a
Exons: 2
Coding region: 353-1015 (220 amino acids)
Cellular component (GO): endosome
Molecular function (GO): GTPase activity; GTP binding
Source: RefSeq, a predicted model, not a curated record